Molecule: messenger RNA, 927 nt
Organism: Perognathus longimembris pacificus (Pacific pocket mouse)
Lineage: Eukaryota; Metazoa; Chordata; Mammalia; Rodentia; Heteromyidae
Gene: C2H10orf143
Product: chromosome 2 C10orf143 homolog
Exons: 4
Coding region: 98-364 (88 amino acids)
Source: RefSeq, a predicted model, not a curated record
AGACCCCUUUCUGUACUAUCAAGCAAGAUUGAGCACAUUGGGAAUGAUCUUGAGCCUUGGUCUUCCAACUUUCACCUAACGUUGGUGAAUAUACAGAAUGGCUGAAGCACUUGAGGACGUCCUGAAGAAACGGGCCUGCAGGAGACCAGAAGUGAGGGAGCUUGAGCGUGGCCGUCAGCACGUGGGCACCUGUACCCUGGCACCCUGGAGCCCGGAGGACCAGCCGCCUCAGCCUUCCCCUGAGGGCAGUCCAGGCAGGCCGCGCCCAGAGACUCCUCAGAACAGUGAAAGGAGCACGGCCCAGCCUUGCCCAAGAUGCAUUGCAGGGGAAUCUGGGCAUUUUACCCACACCAGGGACCUUUAGAAGAGGCAAACCGGAAACGAGGAUUCUAGUUUGCUUUUGGACUCGCCGUGUGACAGCAAAUGUGCACACCUUACAGAUGGGUUUGGGCACCCACCUGUUCAGAUACCGGGCUGCUCUUUGCCGGGCAGUUGGUUGUCUUCACUCAGGUAAUCGGUCCUCUGCACCUGAGCCGGGAGCCUCUGCGUCACUUCCGGCUUCCCUUGAAGUGUGCUGGAGUAGGGAGCUCAAUUGUAUUAUUUAAAAGUUAAAAGAAUUGUGCACCAAACUUCCUAGGAUGUUUGGGAACCCUGUGGCUUAUGGCAUAAUUGUAUCCAGAUGUACAGUAGCUCUGUUUUUAUACUUUCCCAUUGUUUUGAGGACGUAUCCAGGGCUGCUUACAUAUACUUUUUAAUUGAAAGACUUAUUUUUAUAUUUAAAGUGCUCUAUAAUCUUGAAGUGAAUUUUACUAAGUACUAGUUGUUUUCUGUGUCAUUUUCCAGCCAACGUUGCCAGGGAAAGAACACAUUUUAUAUUAAAAUGGAAUUGCUUAUCUUCUCUUGAGUUUUCCGUGUGGAGACUGGUGU